Girardinichthys multiradiatus is the source of this 1092-nucleotide messenger RNA. Its product is annotated as low affinity immunoglobulin gamma Fc region receptor II-a-like. Gene Ontology annotation, molecular function: transmembrane signaling receptor activity. The record is from RefSeq and is a predicted model, not a curated record. Bases 1 to 1092 code for a protein of 363 amino acids. Gene Ontology annotation, biological process: cell surface receptor signaling pathway. The transcript is spliced from 8 exons. Lineage: Eukaryota; Metazoa; Chordata; Actinopteri; Cyprinodontiformes; Goodeidae.
AUGUUCAAUAGAGAGGGCAGGUGGCCCGUGAAUUUCCUUAUUUCAGCUGGUCUGACUGUGAGUCCCAGCAGAUCUCAGUUCUUUCAAGGAGACUCUGUGUCUCUGAGCUGUGAGGAGGACAACAGCUCUGCUGGAUGGACUGUGAGGAGAAACACAACCAAACGUCAGUCUGAGUGUAAAGAUGGAUGGGGAGUACCUGAUGGUCUGACCUGUAAGAUGACCUACAUGGAAACAGAUGAUACUGGAGUGUACUGGUGUGAGUCCAGAGAGGGAGCAGCCAGCAGCAGCAUCAACCUCACUGUCUCUGGUGGAUCAGUGAUCCUGCAGAGUCCUGUCCUCCCUGUGAUGGAGGGAGAUGACGUCACUCUGAGCUGUCAAACAAAGACUUCCUCCAACCUCCCAGCUGCUUUCAUUAAAGAUGGCUCCCUCAUCAGGACUGAGCCUGCAGGUCACAUGACCCUCCACCAUGUGACCAGCUCUGAUGAAGGUCUCUACAAGUGUAACAUCAGUGGUCAUGGAGAGUCUCCAUCCAGCUGGAUCUCUGUCUCAGAGAAACCUCCAACCACCUCUCCACCUACCACAAGUCCUGCCAAGGAGAAACUCACCAGCAUCUUGGUCUCCACAAACUCGUCAGGUUCUGGUUCUCCCUCCAGUCCUCUGGUGACUCUCAUCACAUGUGGUUGUGUUCUGGUUUUCCUGGUGUUCCUGGUUGUACUACUGAUACAUGUUCACAGCAAACCUAAAGACAAUAAACGAAGGAAGGAAGAAGAUGAAAUCACAUACAGCGAUGUCAAAAUAUCCCAGAGUAAACCACAGAAAACCAAACCAAGAAAAGAUGACGACGAUCCGGCUGCAGUCUACUCAGCGGUGAGAACAGGGGAAGUGACUUAUGGAGAGAUAGUCAUCAAGAAAAAGAAGGAGAAGUCAAAGACCAGAGGUCUCAUCUUCUUUAAGUGGCUCUUCUUCUUCUGGGGUUUAUUGAUGGUUGGCAAAAACCUGAAGUUGCGCAUUGCCACCACCAGCUGGUCCUUCCCCUUGUUACACAGUGAAAAUGGAGGAAGUUACAUGGCACUUACUACUAUAGAGAAAUGA